CUCGUAUCUCUAAGUGACACCUCAACACUGCCACGCGGGGGGCGGGACUUCCGGUGAAGCGCACCCGGAAGAUUUGGAUGCAAGUUACAGCGCUCGCCCGCGCAUCUCUAUGCUCAUUAUUUUAAAUGUGUUAUUGUAAUUUUGCUUCUUUUUCUAGACCGUAGCAUUAGCAGAAAAAUGUUAUCUUUAGACUUCCUCGACGACGUUCGUCGCAUGAAUAAGCGGCAGCUCUAUUACCAGGUACUGAACUUUGGUAUGAUUGUUUCCUCUGCCUUGAUGAUCUGGAAGGGACUGAUGGUUGUCACUGGCAGUGAAAGUCCAAUAGUUGUUGUUCUCAGUGGAAGUAUGGAGCCAGCAUUCCACAGAGGAGACCUCUUGUUUCUCACCAAUCGGGUAGAGGACCCCAUCAGGGUUGGAGAGAUUGUCGUGUUCAGGAUAGAAGGCAGAGAGAUCCCGAUAGUACACAGAGUACUAAAGAUCCAUGAAAAGGAAAAUGGAGACAUUAAGUUCUUGACCAAAGGAGACAACAAUGCGGUGGAUGACAGAGGGCUGUACAAGCAGGGCCAACACUGGCUGGAGAAAAAAGACGUGGUGGGACGAGCGAGGGGGUUUGUGCCAUAUAUUGGAAUUGUCACAAUUCUCAUGAAUGAUUACCCCAAGUUCAAGUACGCUGUGCUCUUCUUGCUGGGUCUGUUCGUCUUGGUCCACCGGGAGUGAAGUUCCAGCGCUCAAACAGCGACGACGUCCAGGAAACCUCAUGCCUUUCAAAACAGAACAUUAGACUUUGUCAAACGCAACUGGCUUUUUUGUAUCAUUUGUUUCAACGUUUUGUAGAAAAGUGGAUAGGGUGUUUGCAUCAGAAAAAAAUUGGAGCUUUAAAAAUAUUUUUGUGGAGAUCUAAGUUUGAUUUAAUUUAAAGUUGAUCUUUAUUUUUGGAAUGUGAAGCCACAUUCUUAUGGUUAAAUUAAGUUUAAGUUUUUUUUGCUGUUAAGUCUUUGUUUUGAGAAGGACGUGAAGUAUUUUAUGACAAUUGAAUAUUAAACUUAAACUCUGGUCACCAUCCACAUGAUUAUAUUAAGUCAUUGUCUAAUUUGUUUGGCCCCUAUUCACCAGUACCAGUAGUUAUUGCUCCAAACAAGCAUUUAAGUUCACUCUUGUUUUGUUGAGUGAUGUUGUCUUCAGAUCUUUUUAAAAUACAUGGAAAAAUAAGUUUUGUAUCAUUGUUUUGUUGAGACGAUACUUUCAUUAAAACGACCCUUUUAAAGCAG
Molecule: messenger RNA, 1268 nt
Organism: Oryzias melastigma (Indian medaka)
Lineage: Eukaryota; Metazoa; Chordata; Actinopteri; Beloniformes; Adrianichthyidae
Gene: sec11a
Product: SEC11 homolog A, signal peptidase complex subunit
Exons: 6
Coding region: 178-717 (179 amino acids)
Cellular component (GO): membrane; signal peptidase complex
Molecular function (GO): serine-type endopeptidase activity
Source: RefSeq, a predicted model, not a curated record